AUGACUUCGUUUUACGAUGAGAUUGAGAUUGAGGACUUUGAAUUCGACGAAGAAACGAAAACAUAUCAUUAUCCAUGUCCGUGUGGUGACCGGUUUGAAAUCACAAUGUCCGAUUUAAUGGAUGGCGAAGACAUAGCUCGGUGUCCAAGCUGCUCCCUAAUGGUCCGUGUAAUAUAUGAUCCGGAGGAUUUUCAGGACGGGGACCAUGAAACAACUAUUGAUCUCGGGAGGGAAGCAAUCUCCGUGUGA
This is a messenger RNA of Acaulospora morrowiae, 249 nucleotides long. The record is from the annotation of a GenBank genome assembly. NCBI's taxonomy places the organism in Eukaryota, Fungi, Glomeromycota, Glomeromycetes, Diversisporales, Acaulosporaceae.